Phyllotreta striolata is the source of this 1844-nucleotide messenger RNA. NCBI's taxonomy places the organism in Eukaryota, Metazoa, Arthropoda, Insecta, Coleoptera, Chrysomelidae. The record is from the annotation of a GenBank genome assembly.
UUCAAUUCAACCGCACAGACCCGCAGCAGCUCUCGUCCGAGCAAGUCGACCUCCAAAAUCGUCCAUUAAUCGCCCGAUUAGCGCGUCGAGUCUAUUAUUUUUCGAAAACAAACCGGUUUGUUUCGUCCACGUUAAAUGUUAAAUAUGCGUUUAUUUCGCUCAUUGUGAAUUUCGAGACGACGAUUUUCCGAUAUACCUCUUAGACGAGACAAAACGAUUUGUCGAUUGGCUGUUAAUUAGUCGAUAAUUAGUCGUAAUUGUGAUUCUAUUUGUGUAAUUGUGUGCGUCAAAUCACCACCAAAGAAACAAUGAAGGUCCUUCUGCUGCUACUCCUAGCAACGAGCUCCUGGACCGACAUCCGAUGCUUCCAGCCCCCGCCCUCCGACAGCGACGAUUUCCUCCAAGUCGUAACCAAAAGCGCCUACGACAAGUACGGCCUAGCCUUGGAGGCGAUCUUCUCCAUGGGGCUCAGGCUCCAAGGCAUCAUGGACACCUCCACCGAGGACAACUUCGUCGUCUCCCCUCUCAGCACCACCGCCAUCAUCGGGCAAAUGCUCCUCGGCGCCAACGGUGAAUUCAGAGAGCAACUGUACCAGUUGCUGUCGUUGCCCAAGAUGACGACCUCGUUCCGAGUGACCUACUACAACCAAUACAAAGGACAAAACGACACGCAGGUACUGCCGUACGCCAUGUUCCACAUGCAACUGGCAGCGCUGAUCAAGGAGCUGAGGCACCGGAAGCCCGGCGAGGAGUUCGUGCUCACAUUGGACAACGCCUUGUUCCACGAGCAGCGCAUCCGGCUCAACGAGGUGUUCGAGCACUCGCUGAACAAUUUAUACCACACCGAAAUCACGCCGUUGGAUUUCCGCACCGAUACGUCUAGGAUAAUCAACGACUGGGCCUCGACCCACACCAACGGGCUGAUCAAAUCGUUCCUGUCGGGUCGGCUGCCGCCCAGCACGGCGGCCCUCUUCCUCAACUCGAUCUACUUCCUGGCCGAAUGGGAGACGCCCUUCGCCGAUCUCCUCAACAACGUCGACGACUUCCACGUGAACGCCAACAAGACGGCGCGCAGCACGUUCAUGAUGGGCAACAUCAUCGACAUACCGUUCGUGCAGACGAAGAACUUCCGCAUGGUGUGCCUGCCGUACAAGAAGCGCGAGGUGGGCAUGUACAUCCUGCUGCCCAACAUCGAUCACGAGCACAAGUACAACAUCAAGAAGUUCACCGAGCAGACGAGCGCCCAGGAGAUACUCAAGGCCUUCUCGGACAUGAGGCCGCACGACGUCACCGUCAAGAUACCCAAGGUGGCGUUGAGCAACACCCUGGAUAUACUGAGGCCGCUGCAGAAGUACGCCAGCUUCGAUAAGUACUACAACAAGAUGAGGAAAACGGGGAGCGCGAAUGUGAAUUCGCUCGAUGAAAUCACGCAGAGGGUGAGGGAUUACAAGAAUUUCCGGCCCCAUCGGAACGACGAUGUGUUCUUGACGAAUGCGGCGGUCAAUGUGCCGCUCAGAGUGAGCGAUAUCUUCCAGCAGAUGGUGUUCUCGAUCAACGAGAAGGGGACGGAGGCGGCGGCGGUGACGGGGGGAUUCACCGAUUACAUGGGAGGCGGGAAGUCUAUGGUGUUGAACAGGCCUUUCUCGUUUUUCAUCAGGCACGAGGAAACGCAGGCGGCCUUGUUUUGGGGCACCAUCUCCAAUCCGGCUAAAAAUUAAAUAUUUUUUUGAGUAAAACUUUUUUUUUUGUUUUUUUUUUCCGAUAAACUUUUCCAUUGAAAAGAUGACUGACGAGCGGGCUUUUGCUGCAAAAGGUGUUUUUUUUUAUUUUAUUUAUUUUACGCA